This is a messenger RNA of Carassius auratus (goldfish), 2219 nucleotides long. Its product is annotated as fibroblast growth factor 20-like. Lineage: Eukaryota; Metazoa; Chordata; Actinopteri; Cypriniformes; Cyprinidae. The transcript has 3 exons. The record is from RefSeq and is a predicted model, not a curated record. Bases 594 to 1220 code for a protein of 208 amino acids. Gene Ontology annotation, molecular function: growth factor activity.
GCGUCAGUGCGCGUAAACCCCGGGGAACGGAGCGGAUCGGUACACAGUGCGCAUCCCUCUUCUUCAUCCAACUGCACUUUUCCUCGUUGCAAAGAUUUGUACAUGAUCUCCACAAUGUUGCCUUCUGCACUUUUAUCAUAAUCCAUCAAUGGAUUAAACGCGUGGAUGCAGGUGAAACCGAUCAUCAAAGAAGACAGAAGAAGAGGAUCAAACGAUCAAGGAGUUAUGUUUCAAGCAGUCAUCUAUAAAGGACUCAAUUAGCAUAUGUCAAGAGGGCAUUUACAUAAGGGCCAUAUUUAGGCUGGUGUCUCAGAGCAGAGCCAGUCACAUCCAGAGACCACAAGAGGAGAGAAGCCGCAUAAGCUUGUGCUGGAGUGCUUAAGAGAGAGUAUUGGAUACACAGGGGACCGGAGCAAAGAGGAGUAGCCUGGAAGGUCGAGAGAGCAUGUGCUAAAACCAGAAGAUAUAGAGAGAGAUAAUCGGAUGUAAACACGCAUUGACUGUCAAAGCCGCAAGCAGUGACUACGCAAAACACCAGGGAAAGAAAAACCACAGGGGUUCUCCUCAAGGUAACUUUUCUUCGAGUGUCGGUGAUGGAUGCAGUCGGCGAGCUGGUGGGCAGCUUCUCUCACGGCUUGGAGAGCUUUGCGCACGGGUCUCAUUUUGUCCUCACGCCCCCCGGGGACUCCGGUGCUCUGAUGAACGAGCACCUCGUCUCCGCCGAGCGCCUGUCACGCAGUGCUUCACCGGACCUGACGCAUAUGAAAGGGAUCCUCCGCCGGCGGCAGCUCUACUGCAGGACCGGUUACCACCUCGAGAUAUUACCGGACGGUUCUGUGCAAGGCACGAGAAAAGACCACAGCAGAUUUGGUAUAUUGGAAUUCAUUAGCCUCGCUGUGGGGAUGGUGAGCAUCCGUGGUGUGGAUAGCGGAUUGUAUCUGGGAAUGAACAAAAACGGCAUACUCUAUGGAUCUGAAAAGCUGACAGCGGAGUGUGUGUUCAGAGAGCAGUUUGAGGAGAACUGGUACAACACUUACUCUUCUAACCUGUAUCGGCACGGCGAGCGAGGAUCUCAUUAUUAUGUAGCCCUCAACAAAGACGGGACAUCCCGAGAUGGAACACGCUCUCGGAGGCACCAGCGUUUCACGCAUUUCUUGCCACGGCCUGUGGAUCCAGAGCGGGUUCCUGAGCUUUACAAGGAGAUACUAGGUCACAGCUGAAAGACUGAACCGCAAACCUAAACCCCAAAAAAGGACCUGCAUGUUCUUUAUCCCCCUCAGACAAACCUGUCUCAGGAGAAAGCAGGGCAGACGGGGGGAAAAGAGGCCCCCUUUUGCGGGCCAAGGUUGGAGCAUUAGCAGGAGAUGGAAAGCCCUUGAUUGGAGUGGCAGGAACCAAAGGUCUGGAUAGUUCCUGAAGAACAGAACACUGUUUUGGAUCCAUUCACACCUGCUGUUCGUAGGACACAAGGGAUUUUGGAAUAAAAGAGAGCACUGGUGGACUUCUUGCCAGAGAAUGAUGGACAUCUACUACUACUACUGAAAAUUCUAGAAGGCUUCUGAAGGAAUUCUGUGAAAUGUUUUUGCGAUUUCAUACUCUUCUAAACACUGGCAUGGACAAGCAGGAGACAAACUCCUCCAAACAUUUCUCUUUAGGUCCUUUAAUUUAUGUUUUUUUAAAGAUAUUUAUUUUAUAUAUUUAUUUAUUUUAAAAGAAUAUUUUUACAAGAAUAUAUGCAACAUGUAACAGGACGUCAUUAGAGCUUUAUUUUCUACCACUAUAGAGACACGACUUCUAGAGAUAGAACUACUGAAGAAAGUAUUUUCUUAUGAUUUGUAAAUUUUCCGGAUGUAUGUGAUCCACCUUGGUGUCCCCCCGUUUUUGUUUUUCUCUCAUGUCAUUAAACCAGAUCCUUAAAAGCCUGAGAAUGUUCCAGAAUUCACUGGGGAAUUAAACAGUUCAAAUGACUGCAUUUUGUUGUGUCUGUCCUUUCAGUAGAAACAUAAGGUCACCUGUCAGAGGUGAAUGGUUAUUGAAUGUCUAUUUGCAGAAAAAGGUCGACUUUAAGGGAAACGUAAGCAAGGACAGCAGGUGUAUACAGCUGUCUGAUUCUCAUUGAUCCUGUUGUGGUGAAAUGAAAUCAAAUGAGUUUUUAAUCGCCUAAAAGCUUAAACAGUUAUGCUAAACAGUGCAUGAUAAUAUAAUUUGCUAAAAAAUGU